Messenger RNA from Drosophila yakuba, 8409 nucleotides. Its product is annotated as netrin-B. The coding region runs from base 762 to 3161 and encodes 799 amino acids. Gene Ontology annotation, molecular function: protein binding. The transcript is spliced from 8 exons. NCBI's taxonomy places the organism in Eukaryota, Metazoa, Arthropoda, Insecta, Diptera, Drosophilidae. The record is from RefSeq and is a predicted model, not a curated record.
CGUUUGCCAGGUGAACAACAUUGAGCGGCGCAAGCGAGCGAUUUCAAAGCGAUUCCGAGGCGAUUUCGAGGCGGUACGAAAUCGAAUUCAACCGAAGUGCGCGUCGGCCCUUCGUUGUUGUUGUUUUUUUUUUUCAGUUACACUCUGUUGUUUGAGAGUGCGAGUGUGAGCGAGAUAGCGAACGAGAGUGUGGGAGUGGUGCGACAAGGAAGGAGCACCAGCCUCCUUUGAAUAUUCAGUGCGCCAGGACGAGAGAAUCGAAACGAAUCGGAACGAAACGCAACGAAACGAAACGAGAGGAAACGAGACUUCGCAGGACCUUUUUUUGGGGGCAACUGGCGCGAGGACGUCGCUGCGGCGAACAGAAACACGCUGGCCGUUGACCGAGUGGCAACGCAGCCCGGAGAAUCGGCAUUGGAAUUGAAGAAUUCCCCUACUUUUUUCAGAAGAAUCAAGAGUAUCGUAUCGUAUCAUCGUAGUGCAUCGCAUCGCAUUGAAUCGAAUCGAAUCGGAUAGGCUGAAAGCAAAACUGAGAGACUAAGAAUUGGCAGCUGUUGCAUGCAGUUGCGGCAGACUCAGUGACGCCGCGAGUGACGUCGCCGCGUCUUGUUUUUGUUGUUUGUUUGUUUGGUGACCCCGACGCGAAACGAUCCUCGCGAGUGUGUGACCGGGACAGCAAUAUAUACAUAUAAUCCUCGGAGAAACAAUUGAAGAAAACAGUGCCAGAGAGAAAGAGUACGAGGUAUUUCGCAUUCGAGCCAAUGGUCAGAGCGACAGGGACAAGGAUGGGCCUGCUCCUGCCCGUUAUCCUGGCACUGGCCAUCGGAUCCUUGGCCGCCGGCAUAUCCUCCAAUGAUCCCUGCUACUUUGAGGGCAAGCCGCGCAAGUGUCUGCCCAGUUUCGUGAAUGCCGCCUAUGGAAAUCCCGUCCAGGCAUCCAGCGUUUGUGGCGCCCAACAGCCGGAGCGGUACUGCGAGCUGCUGCGCGAUGGUAAUGCCGGCGAGUGUCGUUCAUGCGAACAGCAGCGAUAUGGUCCGGCGGCAUUAACCGAUCUGAAUAAUCCCAGCAAUGUGACCUGCUGGCGAUCGGGUGCCGUGAAUGUGCCCCACGAUCCGGACAGUGCGCCGCCGGAUAAUGUGACCCUAACCUUGUCGCUGGGCAAGAAGUACGAGCUGACCUAUAUAUCGUUGUCCUUUUGUCCCCGCUCGCCGCGUCCCGAUUCGCUGGCCAUAUUCAAGAGCUCGGAUUUUGGGCAGACCUGGCAACCCUUCCAGUUCUAUAGCUCACAGUGUCAGAAGUUCUAUGGACGACCAGAUCGAGCAAAGAUCUCCAAGUUUAAUGAGCAGGAGGCAAGAUGCAUUAAUUCGCAACAUGAUACGGGCGGAGCUGCCCAGCGAUUUGCCUUCAAUACGCUAGAGGGUCGUCCGUCGGCGAAUGAUUUGGACUCGUCGCUGGUCCUGCAGGAUUGGGUGACAGCAACGGAUAUACGUGUGGUAUUCCAUCGCCUGGAAUUGCCACCGCAACUGCUGAAGGUGAAGAAUGCGAACGCCUUUAGCGAUGAAAUGGGCGGCAGUCGCGAGGAGGAUGAGGAUGAUGAUGCCGAUCUGGAAUUGGAUGGCGAGCAGGAUGAGUACGACUACAAUUUGCAGGACAACGAUAGUGCCGAUGCUGGUUACGACGAGUACGAGGAGCCCAAAAAGCAUUUGGAACUGGAUGACGAUCAUCUGCAUUUGGACUAUGCCAGCGAUGGUGAAUCGAUUGUUAAGCGGCAGGGCAAGCACAAGGGUAGCGCCUAUGAGAAACACUACCAGAGCAAACUGGCGGCCACCACGCCCCCACAACAGUCACCCAAGGUGACGUCACCUGGCAAGGCCACGCCCCCUAGCACAGCUGCCCCCUCCAUCGCGGCCGCCGCUGCCGCCGCCUCAGCCGUGACAUUGCCCAUUUCGCAGCAUUACGCCGUAUCGGAUUUCGCCGUCGGCGGACGUUGCAAGUGCAAUGGUCACGCCUCCGAGUGUGUGGCCACCGUCAGUUCGGGAUCGGGAACGGCACUUGCGGAUCAAGAUGAUGGACAGGACGAGGACACGCCCUCCGCCCCCUCGCUGGCCACCCACUUCGGCGGCCGGAGCACCCAGAUGAGCGCCAAACUGACCAUGACCUGCGCCUGCAAGCACAACACCGCCGGCCCGGAAUGCGAACGCUGCAAGCCCUUCUACUUCGACCGACCCUGGGGCAGGGCCACCGACAACGAUGCCAACGAGUGCAAAAUGUGCCAGUGCAACGGACACGCCCGUCGCUGCCGCUUCAAUCUGGAGCUGUACAAACUAUCUGGCCGGGUUUCGGGAGGUGUGUGCUACAACUGCCAGCACGAUACUACCGGAAGAUACUGCCACUACUGCCGCGAGGGAUAUUAUCGGGAUGCCACUAAGCCGCCAAAUCAUCGCAAAGUCUGCAAGCGUUGCGAUUGCCAUCCAGUUGGUUCGACGGGCAAGACGUGCAAUCACCUGAGUGGCCAGUGUCCCUGCAAGGAGGGCGUCACCGGACUAACGUGCAACCGAUGUGCCCGCGGCUAUCAGCAGACCCGCUCCCACGUGGCACCCUGCAUCAAGGUGCCCACCAAUGCGAACAUGAUUCAGGCCGAGAGCGCUGGCGGCGGUGGAGGUGGUGGCACUGGUGACUACAAGGAUGGUGGUGGCUCGCAGGUCGAGGAGAUGAAGAAGUACUGCGGCAAGUGCAAGGCGAGUCCCAAGAAGCUCAAUCUCAACAAGUUUUGCAUGGAAGAUUAUGCAAUUUUGGCGAAGGUGAUUGGCCACGAUCGCGCCUCCCAGGACAUCAGCACGGAAAAGUUCUCGAUAGAGCGACAGAACGAGAUCUACAAGUACGAGAUCAACAUCCAGACGAUCUUCAAGCGGAAUCCCAUGUCGGGCACAACGAGUUCCCUGCUCGGAAGGGGCAAUAUGAUGCUGCUGGUGCCGCGCAAGAGCAUCGAGUGCCAGUGUCCAAAAAUAAAGCUAAACAAAUCAUAUCUCAUACUUGGACGUGACUCGGAGGCGGCGCCCGGUUACUUGGCCAUUGGACCGAGCUCGGUGGUCCUUGAAUGGAAGGACGAGUGGUCGCUACGCAUGAAGCGGUUCCAGCGGCGGGCACGCAAAUGCAGUUGAAUCGAACCGGAAACGGAAUAUGUCAGAGCGGAUUUCAAUUUCACACACUUGGCUAGGUAUCGGUUUUUGUAUAAAUUGUACAGUUUACUCAAGUUUCUCACCUUCUUCGGCAUCAUGCUAUAAAUUAAUCAGCAUCGGCAUCGACUUCCUCAACCGGAAGUAGCCAGUAACCACCAAACCCCCCCUCCCCCCUCCCCAGCCAAUAGCCCGUCUAUAUAAUCUCAAUUCCUAUCCAGAUAAUCUCCUUUCGGGGCGAUCUCGGUAUCGGUCUCUAGUCUAUAAAACGCUUUUACACAACAUCAUCAGCAAACAAACAAGCCAUCCCCCCAACAAUCGGAAAACAAGCGAAAACACACAACGUACAUCGUAUUAUCCCCGCCCUUUUAUGACCAAACACCAAAUGCUAAUUACAGUUACGUGCCAAUGGGCGUAUGGGCGUGUGGGCGUGUGGGCGUGUCCAUAACGGUUAUGCAUGUGCUGGCCAUAAAAAACAGUUAUAAAUUGAAAAUAAGUGCGAAAAAGAGCGGUAACAUCGCGUGUCGCGCGAUUCUAGACAAGCAAACAAACUGCAUUUUGGGUGGCAAAUGAAUGGGCAAUGCAACCGAAUGGGGUGAUGAUGGACAAACAGGUCGCGUCGACACAUAAGUGCAGUCAUAAACCAUCAACACGGCUCUCGAGCAUCUGGCAAAAAGCGUCAACACACUUGCCAAUACUGGGUGAACUUGGCCAAAACAUGUGACAUUUAUUCAAAUCAAAUGCAAUGCGUCAAAAUAACACUUUCAUUCUUUUAAAUCACCCGAAACUUACUAAAGUCUACAAAGUUCCUGUAUGUGCAAUUAAUAAAUGGAGCAGCCUUUCUGAAUUCAUAAAUUACUACAUUUUUAGAUUGUAUUAUAAAGCUAACGUAACUUCUCUGUAGGCAUUCAUUUACCUUUAAAAUCCAUAAAAACUUAGGGCCGAUUGAUAAGCAUGUGGUAAUACAAAAUGAAACCUUUAACUUGAAUCCAAUGAUUUUAUUUAACUCAAAACACAAGACAAAAAUUAGUAAUUAAUGCCCAUCUGUUUCAACGCCAUUAAUAAUGAGUAUCAAAAAUUAGGCAUCAUUGUCUAAGCUUUCAAUGUCGAUAUUUUCAAAGGCUAUUAAUUAAAUAUCUUUUAACUCUUAUGUUUUAAAUGCCUAUCAUAAUACUUUGCUAUACCAUGCAACCAAAAGUGAAUUUAAUUUUCACAAGUGCCAAAUUUCUAUUUAAAUAUUUACCAUUUGUUUACUAGUCUAGCAGUUUUCAUGUGCACAUAUUUAUUUUACUCUAGCAACGGAUAUUUGUGUUUUGUCCAUAUGUCUGUUUCUUUGAGAUAUAUUUGCACAACUUAUGCAAAACUAUGGCAAUUGAAAAAAAUGCAGUAUUUUCCUCUUCCAAUUUAUAACAAAUAUUUGUGGACUAAAGCUGCAAGGGUAUUUAAAUUCAGGUUUCGAGUUUCAAUUGGUAUCAUUUCUGAAUUUCUGAAUGUCUGCAUUUCUGGUUUUCCUGCAUUUUAUGCGGAGCAGAAAAACGCCUCUCAAGAAUUUAUGCAAACAGUUUUGGCCGAUAAUUAUGCACAUGUUUAUUGACAAUCUGCUAGUUGAUUUUUCACGCGCUUUUGCAUACCAAUUUGUUUGAUGGAUGCAUCAAUAAAAAAAUCAAGGCAGCGAACAGCGGCAAAACACGCAUUUAAAAUGCAUUUUAUUUGAAUUUAAUUUUCAAUUUGAAUUAUGCAUGCAAAUUGUGAGCGCAUCAAUUCCGGCUCGUUCGCUUCCAAAUACAUUUGUAUAUUGUAUAUGCAUCUACGUAAACUCGUAUGUGUUUGAAACUAAACGAAACGAAGGCGUUAAGAGUGAGAUUGGAGGUGUUAAGGGUUCGGGUUGAGGUAUCGGUUGUAACUUGUUUUUGGAGCAUGUGUAGGCCACGCUUGAACACUUGAAACUCAUCCCGGCAGCCUCACGGUACAGUGAACACAGCCCAUGACGGAAAUACAAAUCUAAAUCGAUUUUAAGUUCGCUUCUUCUAACCUCACUCGAUUUACACUUCUCUUUUCAACGAACUUUCUCUAGAAUGGAAUGGAAAAAGUUAUGGUCAUGUACUGGGUGCCCACUGUACCACUCGAUAAGUAUCACAGGCAAAAAGCAACAAAGAGACACCCAACAUGACGCACAUAACAUAAAUUGAACAGCAGAAGCAAACAGAAAUAUUCACAACAAUUUAAAACCUGAAAAUUCUUUUGAAAUUAUUGCAAAUUAAUGUAGUCUCCGUACAAAUCAAUAUCAAUAUAAUGUGAAAUGUAAGGCAAAUGUAAAAUAUAUUUAUUUGAUUAACAAAUAUGGAAAAACGCUAAAUUUCUGUCCGUGUACAGAACAAAUGAACUUCGUGGGCUGAAUCGAGUGAUAUGCAUGCCCCUCCAAUUGCAGUUACAUUUUUUUUUGAUGUUGCUGCGGAUUAAACAUGUUUCGAGCUCAAAAAUGUAACAUGAUAUAUGACAGUCAAGUGUCGAACUUGAUAAAUGUUUUAAUGAAUUUAUUUUCGUGUUUAUAUGCUGCCAGCCAUCCAUGAAUCGAGAUCUUUAGCUGACUUUGGCUGGCACGACACCUACUCUCUGGCUCUUUUGUGGCCGUCCAAUUUCAAUGUAUUUCUCCCCAUCCACAUAUAUGUAUAUAUAUAUAUAUAUGUCCACACAGAGCCAUUCACAUAUUAUUCAGGUCCGACCGUGACCAUGAUGUAUGAUAAAUCAAAAUGGGGGCAACAUAUGCAGGGACAGUCCAGAGUUGGACAGUUAACAUGCUGCGGCAUUUAAGCCGAGAUUUGUGUUCGCAUUCACUCUCCGCCCAGGGACGCAUAAUUAGCUCUGCUUCUGGCAUCUGGAUGUUGAUCUGGAUUGGGACUCGUAUCUGUUUCUGUUUCUCUUGCUGUUUCUGUUUCCCUUGCUGUUACUGUUGCUGUUACUGUUUCCCGCUGGCCAACGUGGCGUAUGAGUCAUGGACACACACGUGUGUGCCCACCGCACACGGAUAAUAAUUUUGGAGAGCAUGUCCUGGGGCAAAAUAAAUGCAGAAUUGUCAACUGUCAACUGUAUACGUUUAAACUCAUUUUUAUGCAGAUGCUACCGUGAAAAAUGUGAAUGCUAACAAUUCAAAGGUAUUGGACAUGCAAAGUGUUUUCAUUUCAGUUAUAUUAUUGUCUGCAAUAAACUUAGAAUUGCCAAACUCCUAUGCCCCGAAAAAUUUCAAUAUGAAUUCAAUUAAAAUAUUUCAAAACUGAGCCUUAAAUGAUGAUAAUAACAGUAUUUCGGGGGGUUACAGGUUCAGUUUACAUUUCUCGCAAUUUUGAAUCUUGGUAGGAUAGAACUGAAGCCAUUAUUUGGAUCAACCCCUUUCACCUGCAACUUCCAAAAAUAACAUUAAAUACAUGCUAAAAAAAAAAGAAGAGGGAAAUGAUUCGGCAAAAAACAAAAAAGUGGGAAAAUGAAAUGAGAAAUUCAAUUGUGGCCUCGGUCUGGUCUCGUCGACUGCGGCCGGCUUCAUGCCUUCAUGCAUAUUUAAAUGAGAUUUUGCGUUAACUGAAUUUUUCACCGGCAUUCUCCAGAUGGAAAUGGUUGGGGGGGCGUGGCCAGUCGGAUGCGUGGGCGUGUGGCCCUCAAAAAAAAAACAUAUUAAUUUAUAUAAUGUACGAGUACGCACAGAGAUACGAGUAUAAAACAUUUAUAUAGAUUUAAAUAAAUUGGGUUCUUCUCGCGUGCUUUUUAUUUGUAUUUUUAUUUUUGCCAUUUUUGUCGUUCAUUUAACUCAGAAUGGGGCGGGCGGAGGCGUGGCAGCAGGCGUGUUGUCGCAUAUGUAUUUUAAAUAGGAUGCAGGCCCAUUAGCAUAUAAAUUGACACAGCGACAGUUGAGUGGAUGAACAAAAAAAUAAAAAUAAAACUCUUAACCGAGAGGCUUGACGAUGAAAAGGGGUAUGGUGGCUCGUAACUGUUAACUAGCAUUUGGUCAAGAAAAUACAACAAAAGCAGAAAAAUAAAUAAAUAAAUAAAAUUACACAACAUUUAUUGAAAUGCCCACCAAACAUCAACGACAAAAACACUAUUCGUACCACAAGAACAACAGCCCCAAGCUGACAAAUUGACUUCCGUUUCCGCUAAUUGAAAAACAAAAUGAAAUUUACUUCGAAAGAAUGAAUGAAAAGUACUUAAUGAGAGAGAGAUGCAAACAUAACCAAAUUAGUCAUUAGUUGAUAUGUCAAGCCGUUUAUUUAUUUACACACCUUUUUUUCCUAAUCUUAAUUAUAAAUUAAUACGCCUAAACGCAAUAUAUUUAAAAACAAAAGCGAAAAUCGAACAUGAGGAGGGUAAGAAGCAAGAGAGCUAAAAUGUAUUUAUAUGUUAUAUGGAACCCGAACUGGAAAGUUUGAACGAUCCAAUGGACUUACUUGUAGAUCACUUCCCUUUUGGUUUGCGAAUGCAUUAAGCAUGGCCUACUAAUCACAUAUCCUUCGACCACACACAAAUAAACACAAUUAAUUAUUGAAUAAUGUUUUUUUUUUAUUGGUCAGACUAAUAUGAAUAUCAAGCGUGUGUGUCCAAAACGAAUUAUUCAUAUGGUAAGCUAAAACAAAACAAAAAAAACAAACAAACAAACCCAUACAUACAUAUAAAAUAUAAAUAUAAUCAAAAAAGAAACGCAAACAUUUUUUUUCUUAGAUUUUUUGUAAAUACUCAAAAAACGUAAGGAUUGAAGAAGAAGAAACGCUGAGGCAAAUAGAACUAUAUAUAUAUAGAUAUAUAUAUUGAUAAAUUGAUUACAUUUUCGAUUAUUGCUAAUUAUUAUGUUGAAUCAUUAAUUGCACACACACACACUUACACACACCCACAAACAAGAAAAGGCAGCAGAAGAAAGCAAGAGAAAUUCACAUUGUCUGAUAUUAAAGUAUUGUAGUUGGUACUUAUAUAAUAUAUAUAUAUAUAGAUAUAUAUAUAUAUAUAUAUAUAUAAAUAAAUAUAAAAAUAUGAUUAAUCAUAAUACAUAAAGUAUGCAAUUUUUGUGGCAAAGAAAAAAAUUUAUCAAAGACAAGCAGAUGGAGGAAAUCCAAGUUAUAUAUAUAUCAUUUAUGUGUACUUGAAAAAGUAAAAAACCCGAAAACAAAGCAAAAAGAGCAUGAAAGUUUAAUCGAAUUAAGUGGACAGAUUGCUAAUAAUAAUAAUAAAACUAUAACGAAAUCAAAACUAA